AACCCUACAAAACAGAAAAUAUCCUAAAUAUUAAAUAGAAAAUAACUUCAAAUGAUAUUUAUUCCUUAUAUAUUUCUAACUUCCCAAAUUAUCCAUUAUCCCACCAUAAUUGAUACUUUAUUAGUAGUUCUUGGACACCUUGUGAUUGGUACAUCCAAUAGCUCAAAGUAGGUAAAUGAAGUUUCACUCAGUCAAAUUCAACAUGGUAGAACCAAGCAUGUUGAAGUGGAUAGACAUUUCAUUGAAAAAAAGGUCAAAGGAGGGAUAAUUUACUCAACAUGCAUCCUGAUGGAAAAAACAAACAUCCAAAAUUCUUACUAAAGGGCUUUCAAGAGGAAUUUUGAAGAUUGCAUCAGCAAAUUGAACAUGAUUAACAUUUAUGUUCCAACUUGAGGGAGAGUAUGGCAAGAUUAAUACGAUUCUUGCAUUUAAUUUUUGUUAUUUGUAAUAUGCCAAAUAUUGCAUUUAUGUGUAGUUUGAAUUAGGCAUAUUUGUUGGCUAAGAAUAGGAUUAGGGUACCUGAUGUUUUUGCUUUUGGUUGUUGUAUAUAUGCUGACUUUUGCACACCAUUUUGAAUCAAUGAAAGAAAGUUGGUGAACACACAAAAACUCAAAAUGCAAUUGUGUGCGAGGAAGUGAAGAAACUACCCAAAGGACUAGAACUGAGUGCACGCAUGAUUGAAGUGUGCGUGUGUCAUUGAAGUGUUGGUGAGAAGUCCACAUGCAAGUGUAAUGCAAUUAAUAAAUGUUAUAAAUAAGGGCAAAACUUAAAUAUGGUGUCCUGGUAAAUUAGUGCGUGUACAAAUUUUAAGUCUCCAUUUGGUUUAAACUAUGAAAAGUUUAAACUAUGAAAAAGAUUCCUUCUUCAUAAUAUGCAAAUUGGGAUAUGCAAUGUUCGUUAUACCCAUAUUAUCAUCAUUUAACAGUAUUUGUCUCUUGGUACUUUUUUUAUUUAGAGCAUGAAAGACAUUUCACAUAUAAAAUCACUUUUUUUACUUCAUUCCAUUCCAUUUUGUGUACCAAACAGGCUGAGUGUGAUUGUGAUGGAAACCAAAUCCAGUAUGACACCGUAGGAUCUUUUGCUAUAUUACUGAUAAAAUGAAAAAGAGGGAAUCCUGUCAAAUUCAAAGGAAUGGAUGAGGAGCGAUUUAUCACAGUAGCAUAAUCAGAAAUAGAAACUGAAGAAUAAAAGGUGAUGACAAAGAACAGAAGCAAACUCUCCACACAGUGGCCAAUUUCUUGCUCUCACUCAGCCCUUAAGUUGAAUGGAAACGAACUGUUGAGACAAUAUAUAAGGCUUGAUUUGGCUAAUGAAAAGAUUGUGCAUUCUUCCAGUAGCAGGGACGGCUCUGGAAGUGUUGAGUCUCAAACAGUGUUUGUAAGGGGUUUUGAUACAUCCUUAAGAGAAGAUGAGAUAAGAAAUAGCCUGGAAGAGCAUUUCAGUUCUUGUGGAGUAAUUUCAAGGAUAUCAAUUGCACGAGAUUAUGGCACCGGUUCUACUAAAGGGUAUGCUUGGUUGGACUUCAUGGAUGUUGAUGGCUUUAAUAAAGCACUAGAACUUGAUGGAAUUGAGGUUGGAGGUUAUAUAUUGUCUGUGGAGAGAAGACGACCUCGGCGUUAUAUUCAAGAUGGUAGAGGUGGCAGUGAUCAAAUAGGCGGAUGGCGUGGCGGUGAUCAAAUAGGCGGAUGGCAUGGUGGUGAUCAAUUUGGUGGAUGGCGUGGUGGUGAUCAAGUUGGUGGAUGGCAUGGAGGUGGCCAAUGGGGUCAUGGAAGAGGUUAUGCCAGCAGGUGGCAUUGAACGAACAAUAAAUUAAGCCUUGUAGCAGAAGGCCCAGAUGAUUUCUUCUCUUGGAUACGAUUUGGGGGCGUGGAUUAUUUUUUGUUGAUGACGAGCAGUGCAGGAGAAUACCUUUGCUCAAGUUCUGUUGCUCCUCUUGGGAAUCACAUGUUUGUAUGACAUUGGGAAUUAAUGACAAUCAAAUAGAGCGUUACAAGUUACAGCUGGAUUUGAGGAGUUCUGUAAUUGUAUAAACCUCGCAGUUUUGUUUUUUGUUUUUUGUUUUUUUUUUUACCGCAACCUUGCAGUUCUAUUGAAGGAAGGGGAAAAAAGUCUGUUGUUGCCCCAUAAUUAUUUUGUAUAAUAUUUAAUGGAUGAUACUUGCUAUGAUGUUGAAAAUAAAGAUUGUUAAAAGGCAA
This is a messenger RNA of Prosopis cineraria, 2195 nucleotides long. Its product is annotated as nucleolin 1-like. NCBI's taxonomy places the organism in Eukaryota, Viridiplantae, Streptophyta, Magnoliopsida, Fabales, Fabaceae. The transcript is spliced from 6 exons. Bases 1195 to 1797 code for a protein of 200 amino acids. The record is from RefSeq and is a predicted model, not a curated record. Gene Ontology annotation, molecular function: RNA binding.